AUGGUAACAUAUGCAAAUAAACUUUGUCUUGCUCCUAUGGUGCGCAGUGGGGAGUUACCAAUGAGGUUAAUGGCUCUCAAAUAUGGGGCUGACCUCGUGUGGUCACCUGAGAUCAUUGAUAAAAAAAUCAUGUCUUGCAUCCGUGUGGAGAAUAAAGAUCUCGGUGCCAUUGACUUUUUCGAGCUGGGAAAAGACAACCUGCGUAACUCGUUAGUAUUCCGUACAAAAAGAAGUCUUGAAAAGGGAAAAUUGAUUUUUCAGCUUGGCUCCGCUGACCCACAACUAGCGGUGGCUGGAGCGGAGAAAGUGAUAAAAGAUGUCGAUGGUAUAGAUUUGAACUGUGGAUGCCCAAAACCGUUUUCGACACACUCAGGUAUGGGAGCAGCUCUUUUGUCAACACCAGAUCUUUUGGUGCUGAUCCUACUGAACUUGGUGAAGGAAAUAGGUCAUCCAAAUGGGAAACCUAUCAGUGCAAAAAUCAGACUUCUAAAUUCUUCCGACGCGCAGCCAACAUUGGAUUUGGUUGAAAGAAUUUGCAAGACGGGAAUAUCAAAUUUGACUGUUCACUGCAGAACUAGGGAAAUGAGAAACCGGGAUGCGCCCAUCAGAAACUUUGUGAAUGAGAUUCAUGAAGUGACCAAGAAGCAUAAUGUCUCUUUAAUAAUUAAUGGCGCCUUUAGGUGCAAACUGGAAUUCAAACAAUUUCAAAAGUUCAUGGGAAACUAUGAAAUUGGGGGCAUGAUGGCAGAGGCAGCCGAGUCAAAUCCAACCGUGUUCUGUGACCGUCCAUUACCAUGGAGAGACGUUAUUCCUGAGUUUAUCCAAUUUUGCAUCUCCUGUGACAACCACCCAAGCAACACAAAAUACAUCUUGCUUAACCAGCUACCGGGAAAAUCGAGACUUUACCAAGCGUUCUGCAAAAUCAAGAAAAACGACGAGUUUUUGAAGCUUGCAAACACUAUUGGCGAGGAGGGAGACAAAGUCUUUAUCCGUAUCCGGCAAAAGGAUAAGCAAUACACGGCGGAAGAACUCGUGUUUGGGCAAGAAGAGACUAAUCCAUUGAAGCGGGCUGCAGAAAAUGGUGCUACCGAAGCCCUGGAGAAAAAGCAGCGCACAGUAUGUGCUUGA
Molecule: messenger RNA, 1128 nt
Organism: Metschnikowia bicuspidata var. bicuspidata NRRL YB-4993
Lineage: Eukaryota; Fungi; Ascomycota; Pichiomycetes; Serinales; Metschnikowiaceae
Gene: SMM1
Product: Smm1p
Exons: 1
Coding region: 1-1128 (375 amino acids)
Biological process (GO): tRNA dihydrouridine synthesis
Cellular component (GO): cytoplasm
Molecular function (GO): flavin adenine dinucleotide binding; tRNA dihydrouridine synthase activity
Source: RefSeq, a predicted model, not a curated record